Messenger RNA from Cooperia oncophora, 280 nucleotides. The record is from the annotation of a GenBank genome assembly. NCBI's taxonomy places the organism in Eukaryota, Metazoa, Nematoda, Chromadorea, Rhabditida, Trichostrongylidae.
GGUAAAAUAUGCGGAUAGAAACUCUUGUUAUUUACUGUUCCUCACGACGCCCGGCGAUCUUAUCCUGGUCAUUGGUGUUCAGUUGUUAGAAACGACAUGCCAAUCCACAAUUUUCAAGUUUUGUCGAUCAAAAUGCAACAAGCUGUUCAAGAAGAAGCGUAACCCCAGAAAGCUGCGAUUCACUAAAGCAUCGCGUCGUGCUCGUGGAAAGGUAUUGCGUUCGCACUGUAGAAGCGUGCUUUCCCUGUAUGCCGUUAUGUUCGUUACUCCAUUGAAAUAG